CCCUCACACCAACGCAGCCUCAUCCCAGCCGCUGGUCCCCAGCUCUGACAGGAGCCCUUCGAGCUGGUUGGCAGCAAGUAACAUGGCAGAGGAACUACCUAAAGAGCAGGUGGCCGAGUUCAAGGCAGCCUUCACCCGGUUCGACAAGAACGGGGACGGCACCAUCAGCGUGCAAGAGCUGGGCGAUGUCAUGCGGACCCUGGGCCAGAACCCGUCAGAGGCCGAGCUGAAGGACAUCAUCGCCCGGGUGGACACAGACGGCGACGGUGCCAUCAGCUUCGAAGAGUUCCUGGCAGCGAUGGUCAAGAGGAUGAAGUCCAUGGGCGGCGAUCAUGACAUGCGGGAGGUCUUCCAAGCCUUCGACCUGGACGGUGACGGCCACAUCACCGUGGACGAGCUCAAGCAGGCCAUGGCCCAGGUCGGGGAGAAGCUCUCCCAGAAGGAGCUGGAGGCCAUGAUCCGGGAGGCGGACGUGGACCAGGACGGGAAGGUGAACUACGAGGAGUUCGCUCGCAUGCUCUCCCAGAAGUGA
Molecule: messenger RNA, 532 nt
Organism: Hipposideros armiger (great roundleaf bat)
Lineage: Eukaryota; Metazoa; Chordata; Mammalia; Chiroptera; Hipposideridae
Product: calmodulin-like
Exons: 1
Coding region: 83-532 (149 amino acids)
Cellular component (GO): myosin II complex
Molecular function (GO): calcium ion binding
Source: RefSeq, a predicted model, not a curated record